AUGCAGGGUCGUUUGUCUGCUUGGCUAGUCAAGUAUGGGCUAAUUCAUAGAUUUUUGGGCUUUGAUUACCAAGGAAUAGAGACUUUACAAAUAAAACCCGAGGAUUGGCCUUCCAUUGCUGUCAUUUUAUAUGUAUAUGGUUACAAUUAUCUACGCUCCCAAUGUGCCUAUGAUGUAGCACCAGGCGGACUCUUAGCUAGUGUGUAUCAUCUUACGAGAAUAGGGUAUGGUGUGGAUCAACCAGAAGAG
Messenger RNA from Ilex paraguariensis (yerba mate), 249 nucleotides. Lineage: Eukaryota; Viridiplantae; Streptophyta; Magnoliopsida; Aquifoliales; Aquifoliaceae. The record is from the annotation of a GenBank genome assembly.